UGAGUUUGGAGAGGUGUGCAGUGGUCGCUUAAAACUUCCUUCAAAGAAAGAGAUUUCAGUGGCCAUCAAGACCCUGAAAGUGGGCUAUACAGAAAAGCAGAGGAGAGACUUCCUGGGAGAAGCAAGCAUUAUGGGACAGUUUGACCAUCCCAAUAUCAUUCGGCUGGAAGGAGUUGUUACUAAAAGUAAGCCAGUUAUGAUUGUCACAGAAUACAUGGAGAAUGGUUCCCUGGACAGUUUCUUACGUAAACACGAUGCCCAGUUUACAGUUAUCCAGCUGGUGGGGAUGCUUCGAGGGAUAGCAUCUGGCAUGAAGUAUCUGUCGGACAUGGGCUAUGUUCACCGAGACCUUGCUGCUCGGAACAUCUUGAUCAACAGUAAUUUGGUGUGUAAGGUUUCUGAUUUUGGACUUUCACGUGUUCUAGAGGAUGACCCAGAGGCUGCUUACACAACAAGAGGAGGAAAGAUCCCAAUCCGGUGGACAUCACCAGAAGCUAUAGCUUACCGCAAGUUCACAUCAGCCAGCGAUGUAUGGAGUUACGGGAUUGUUCUCUGGGAGGUGAUGUCUUAUGGAGAGAGACCAUACUGGGAAAUGUCCAAUCAGGAUGUAAUUAAAGCUGUGGAUGAGGGUUAUCGCCUGCCACCUCCCAUGGACUGUCCAGCUGCCUUGUAUCAGCUGAUGCUGGACUGCUGGCAGAAAGACAGAAACAACAGACCCAAGUUUGAGCAGAUUGUCAGCAUUCUGGACAAGCUUAUCCGAAAUCCUGGCAGCCUGAAGAUCAUCACCAGUGCAGCAGCAAGGCCAUCAAACCUUCUUUUGGACCAAAGCAAUGUCGACAUCACUACCUUCCGCACAAGUGACUGGCUUAAUGGUGUCCGGACAGCACGCUGCAAGGAAAUCUUCACGGGUGUGGAGUAUAGUUCCUGUGACACCAUAGCCAAGAUUUCCACAGAUGACAUGAAAAAGGUUGGUGUCACCGUGGUUGGACCACAGAAGAAGAUCAUCAGUAGUAUUAAAGCUGUAGAAACACAAUCAAAGAAUGGUCCAGUUCCAGUGUAAAGUACCACUUCUGGAAGGAAGUGGUUGCAGUGGAAGAUGGAGCAUCCCUCUGGAGACAGAUGAUAAUGCUGGCGAUACCGGUGGAAGUUGCAAGUCCAAUAAGACACUCAGAUAUGAGUACAAAUGCCUUAACGUGGAAUUGAAAAACUCUUUAUUUUCUCCUAUCAUUUAGUAGAUGGGUGGGUGGGUGUAUUUUGUUUUAUAAUUGCUUUUUUCAACAUUAGUUGAUGGAUUAAAUUAAAAUUCUUCAGCGCGAAAUGGUGAAGAGCUGUCAUAGAGCCAUUGAUCACAAACUAUCAUAAAAACAAAACAAGUGGAAUAACAAUAUGGACAUGGUGGCUUUGUUUACAAAUAGCCACAAAAGAUAAGACUUGUGAUAUUUUUAUACAAAGAAGAAAUCUGUAACAGGUAUUUUGUUUCUUUAAAGGCUGACAAAUGGUUUGUCAAACAAAAUAGAGGAAUUUAUACCUCAAACUAUCUGGCCAUAUUUACUACCUUGUCAUUGUAUUAUUCUCUUUUAUCUGUUUAAAACACAUAGAGAUGAAGUUUGUAGUUGUUUUAAGUAAUACAUUUUUUAAUUAUUAGCUUCCUUAAGUGUAUCAUGUAAAAAAAAGUCCUAAUUUUUGAAAAAAGUACAUAUUUAUUUUCUUUUGAUUUUUUUUUAUAUUUAUGCCUUGAUGAUUUAAUUUGGAUUUGUUAAAGCCAAGUGCCAAAUGCUCUCUCAAAUUGUCAGCAGCAGGAAGCAUGUUUAACUAGACACAGAGAACAAUGGGUUUCCUUCCAGAUUUUUUGAACCAUCCACUUAAAUGUAUUUUAAAAAAAUGAAAUCUUCUCCAUGUUCAUACACUAAUCAAAUCUCUCAUAGUCUGAAUUAUCCCAUCUAUUUUUGGCUCUCUGUUUAGUAUAAACUAUAUACUCCUGAUUCAAUGUAAUAUACUGGCUCGUAUGUAAUGGAUUUUCAUCCAAAUGACGUUUACCUUUCCUGCUCUGGUGCUUAGAGACCAUCAACCCCCUCCAUUGGUGAAGGAGCCAUGCUAGAGUUUCUGAGGAUAGCUAUAUUCGAAAGAUUUGGAAUCCUAUUUAAAUUGCUGCAUUAAUUGGCCACACAGCCUAUAGGCCAGUGCAUGAGUCAAAAAAUCACUCUCUCUGGGAGUCACUUAAUAUUUUUGCUUAAACUAGCUCAGCUGUUCAUAAGAAAUGAUUAUGACUAAACUACUCAUCUGCAUCACUGGGGUUUUGGUCAAUUAAUUAAAUAUUGUGAUGAUGUAUACCAGGUAUUAUUAUCUUUAAGAGUCUUCCACUUUAAUGCACCUGUUAUAAUUUUGGUAUUUAACUUAGAAGCAUAGAACUUCUUUGAAUUUACUAAACAUAUCACUUUUGAAAUAGCUAGUCAUCUAGUAAAUGCCUCAAAAUCUGUAGGCGGUGCAGAGAUGUCUCAUUGCAGGAACUAAGACUUACUUACUAUUACAUAAAGGCCAAUUAUGAGCAUGUUCAUCAGUAUUUGAAAGAAUGUACCUGAUGGAAAUCUAGCUACUAAUAUAUUCUGAAGCAACAUUUUAGCCCUAUCUAUACUCUUUCUAAUGCUGAUAUGAUUAUGUCAUGGGUAUAAGUAAUGUAUAUGUCACAAGAAUAGAAUGGAUCAAACAGUGCUGCAAAGUUGAUGUUCUUAUGCAAAAUGGAACACUGAUAAAAUACAGCUUACAAUCCCAGAUAAAAAUUCACAAGUGCUAUCUGUUGUAAGUUUAGGGUAAUAAAGCUUAGAUUGUGUUCUUUCAGAUAUGAAAUUGUUUCCCAAAUUUUGAUGAUAUUUCUUAGAGUUAAAUCAUGCUACUAGAAUUCUGUAUUGGAUAGUAUAAUAGCAUGAACUCUUUAAAAAGCUAUGAGUGAUUAUGAAAUUAAUCACAAAUUUUACUUAAGCCUGCUAGAAGUGGAUAGAAACAUUUUUUAAUCAAAUAACUUGUUUUGGAAUAUUAGAGUGAGAUUCAAAUCUGGCUUCAAUCUCAUUUUUUUUCCAGACUAACUCUUACAUUAGAUACUAUUCUGAGCAUACUCAACAAAAAUCUGUGCAUUUCAUAAACUAACAGAAGUUGAGGAUUGUUGACUCUAUUUCACUUAUUUUGGCCGUGGUUUCCAUGUGAAAGUAGAAGUUACAAACACAGUUUGUUGCUCUUCAUUUUUCUUGAUAUUUUUCUACCUGAUCUCUUCUAAAUUUACAUUACACAACUCUCACUCUGUACAUAUGUAAACAUAAGUGUACGAUUCUUAACUGUGGAGUAGAGGUACUAGAAUGCUUAUGGCCAUCUCUUUGUACAUGAAUUUCAUUGACUUUCAAUAAACAUGAAACCACAGCUCUUUUACAAUACUACGUACCAUAUUAUCUGUUUUGUAUGUUAAAUUUGAUUUACAUGUAUUAUUUAUUUUUGGUAACUCAGUUUAUGCUGUGCUAAGUAUCAAUUAAGCAAUGUAUAAAUGUUAUAUGAUUGGCAAUAUGUGUUUACUUUAAACUUAUCUUUUCAAAAUAUUACUCAUUUAGUUUAUGUUGUACAAUGUAGAUGGCCUCUUACUAAUGUAAAAUGAUUUGUAGUGGAAACAUUUAUAUUUUUAUAAUAAACAUAAUGAAAAUAUUUUUACAGAUUGGAA
Galeopterus variegatus (Sunda flying lemur) is the source of this 3700-nucleotide messenger RNA. RefSeq names its product ephrin type-A receptor 3-like. The transcript is spliced from 7 exons. Gene Ontology annotation, cellular component: neuron projection. Gene Ontology annotation, biological process: protein phosphorylation; axon guidance. Gene Ontology annotation, molecular function: protein binding; ATP binding; transmembrane-ephrin receptor activity. The record is from RefSeq and is a predicted model, not a curated record. The coding region runs from base 131 to 1060 and encodes 309 amino acids. Lineage: Eukaryota; Metazoa; Chordata; Mammalia; Dermoptera; Cynocephalidae.